Messenger RNA from Polyodon spathula (Mississippi paddlefish), 4765 nucleotides. RefSeq names its product cerebral cavernous malformations protein 2 homolog. Bases 329 to 1690 code for a protein of 453 amino acids. Gene Ontology annotation, biological process: heart development; vasculogenesis. The transcript has 10 exons. Lineage: Eukaryota; Metazoa; Chordata; Actinopteri; Acipenseriformes; Polyodontidae. The record is from RefSeq and is a predicted model, not a curated record.
UCUACGCCCAAGAUGGCGGCAGGAUUGAAAAGUUGAUGUUGUUUCAUUAAGCUACCUCUUUCAAGCUUCUUAUCUCGGGAUUGUGUGGGUGUUUUCAGCGGCCCAAGGGGCAGGUUUGGAAGUCAAAGGGGAAUUCUUUCGGAAAAGAGACAGGAAAUGGUUACCGCUUGUUAAACUGUGUUUUGUUCGCGAUCGGGGUCUCUCUUUGCACUGGGAAAGUGCCCCGCUGCUGGAUCACUGUUAAUGUUGUUGUGGCAGCAGUGAUGUCAUUUGGGUCUCUAGGAACUCUUUCUCCUGGUAUGACAAUGAAGAGGAGACACAGAUAGAAAUGGAGGAUGACGUGAAGAAAGCAAAAAAGCCUGGUAUCGUCUCACCAUUCAAGCGUGUCUUCCUGAAGGGUGAGAAGGGGAGGGACAAGAAGGCACAGGAGAAAGUGACGGAGAGGAGACCCCUGCACACUGUCCCUCUGUCCCUCCCAGACCACCGGGUUGACCCUGACAUACUGCUCAACGACUACAUUGAGAAGGAGGUCAAGUAUUUAGGGCAGCUCACCUCAGUGCCAGGUUACCUGAAUCCAUCCAGUCGGACUGAAGUACUGCACUUGGUCGACAAUGCAAGGAAAGCACAUCAGCUCCCAGGACAGCUGACCGCGGAGCAUGAUGCUGUGGUCAGCCUGUCUGCCUACAAUGUGAAACUGCUGUGGAGAGAUGGUGAGGAUAUCAUACUCAGGGUUCCCAUCCAUGACAUUGCCGCCGUGUCCUAUGUCAGAGAUGACUCCCUGCACCUCGUAGUGCUCAAGACAGCUCAGGAGCCUGGAACCUCUCCCUGUCCCAGCACGUGUCCUGAGAUUUCCAAGUCUCAGGCUCUGGGCUCCCUGUCGGAGAGUGGUGCUGUGCUGGUCGAGGUGUGUUGUCUGGUGGUGCUGGCUGCAGAGAGCAAGGCAGCAGCCGAGGAACUCUGUUUACUUCUCAGCCAGGUCUUCCAGAUUGUUUACACAGAAUCUACUAUAGACUUUUUAGAUAGGGCAAUAUUCGAUGGGGCCACAACGCCUACAAGACACAUGUCUGUAUACAGUGAUGAUUCUUCUAGCAAAGCUGAUGUCAAGGAAGCCUAUGAAACAGAAGCAAGUACAUUUUCAUUUCAGGGAUCCCUGGACACCGACGGGAACUCCCCUUCCUCCUCCACACAGGCCUCCCCUCAGGCUAAAACUGUCAGCGAGAGCGAGCUGAGCACCACCGCUGCCGAGCUGCUCCAGGACUACAUGAUGACAUUAAAAACGAAGCUCUCCUCCCAGGAGAUCCAGCAGUUUGCGAUGCUUCUCCACGAAUACAGAAAUGGAUCUUCCAUUCACGAGUUCUGCAUCAACCUGCGGCAGCUCUAUGGAGACAGCAGGAAGUUCCUCCUGUUGGGGCUCAGGCCAUUCAUUCCUGAGAAGGACAGCCAGCAUUUUGAGAACUUCCUGGAGACGAUUGGGGUGAAGGACGGGAGGGGCAUCAUCACUGACAGUUUUGGCAGGUACCGGCGGACAACAAACACCACCUCUAGCUCCACCACCAAUGGCAAUGGCGCGGCUGGGAGUUCCCAUGACCAUUCGGUGCCCCCUGAAGGCGAUGAGUGGGAUCGCAUGAUCUCUGACAUCAGUAACGACAUUGAAGCGCUGGGCUGCAGUAUGGACCAGGACUCCUCCUGAGGAAUAGGGGGGAAUGGGAUAUGGUCUCCUGCUAUUGUAUUUGUAUCAUUAUUUUGCACUGCCGUGCCCUUUCUGUAGCUCCUCAAGUGUCAAGCAGCAAGCUCCUUAUAGGGAUGCAACAUAGAUUGACAUCUGUUUAGAGGGCUUGAUUGAAAUGAGGAUUUGAUUUUUUUAUUAUGUAACAUUCAUUUUUUAGGCUGAAGGAUGUUUGUCUUGAUGAACUUUUGUGAAUGUGAGUCCACAUUUUAAAAAGAUGAUGUUUUAGCACUUGUUUAAGUCUUUGGUAGCCUUGUCCCUGUCUCUUGGUAUCAAUCCAGUUUCCCUGUGACUCCCAGACAGACAGACAGGAAGGGUUAAGAGUGGAAUUGUGCUUUUAUAUCGGUCUGUUCUCACAGCACAGGUUUUGAGUAAUAUUCAGUUUACUGCUUCAGAUUAAAUUUCUGUGAAGUGUGAAGUGACACAGCUAGCUACAGUGCAAUCCAGUCCAUUGGAACCUGCUGUGAGUUUGACGCAAGCUAAAACAGAGCAUAUUCCUUUGACUGCAGGUUGUCUCGGGAUGAUUUGAAUAUUCCUUGUUUUCUGUUUGACCUUUUGAGGGCUGAUGGGGAUUGGAUCUUCAACCAUGGUUUUGCCCCCCUGGCUUUAAAACCUAAUGGAGAUUAGGUGAUAACUCUCAGAUACAUCUCCAUUUACCAAUUCAAAAAUACAUUAUAUAUGUCAUUAGACAUUUAAAUACCUACAUUUUAUUACUCUCUCUCUCUCUCUCUCUCUCUCUCUCUCUCUCUCUCUCUCUCUCUCUCUCUCUUUCUCUCUAUCCAUCUCUCUCGCUCUCUCUCUCAUUUGUUUAAUUGGGGACCAUAAAUAAUAUCAGUCUGUCAAGAAUAUACAUGAUUUAAUUACAUCCUACCUCUUGUGCAGAUAUCCGCAUAUCUGUGAAUCUGAAUAAGUAUCCUGAAUACUCAUGACCCCAUAAAUUGUCACCCUUCACCUAUGAUUCCUCUGCUACCCAGAGUGUGAGAGUCUGAUCUCAUUGUAUGUGUUAUACUUUUCAGCUGGGCUACCCUGGGCAAAUUGCUAUACAUUUAAAAAAGGAAGAGGAGAAAUAUGAAGUAUGCUGCAAUGUUUUUUUAUUAAAUUUCUUUUAAACAAAUUCAUUAAUGGCCUACCACAGAGCCAGUCCUUUUUAAUUUUUUUAUUUUUUUGGUUACUGUGUAUUUUUUGUUUUUGUUUUUGUAGUGAAUAAAGUCGAAAGCCUUGUGUGAAAGACCUACAUGUACUGUAUGCUGACCGGUGGCAAAGAGGGAUGAAAUGAUACAAAAUGUGUAAUGUGGUGAAUGAAUGAAUGAAUGAAUCCACAUUAUUAAUAAUAAUAAUCCACAUAUUUAUGGACAUUUUUGUUUAUUUUAUUGUGUUCUCUUUAUUUUUAUUACUGGACGAUUACUGAAAUCACCAACUUUGAAUCCAGUUCUAGUUGCAAGAGCAGAAAACACCUGGAACAUGCUGUUAUUGGAGAAUGUGCCCCUACUCUUGUCCACUUUUGUUUUGGUUCAGCAGUGCAUUUUUUCUAGACCAAGGGUCUGGAUGGACAGUUAAUUGGUUAAAUUAAACAAUUUAAAUUGGUUUGAACAAAGACCAGGACUAAUAGGGCCAACUUUGGCCACCCCUGGUCUUGAUGCUGUAACUCAAAACAGGUUUGGGUUCAAUUUGGUUUUGGUCUCUGGCAAUUAUUUGGAUUUGCUUCUUCUAAUUACAGGAAGCACUUUCAUAUAUGUUUAAUUUCAAAGGUGCUAUUUUAUGUAUUGACUUAGUGUAGCUUUCAUAAGGUCACCACCCAAACUGAUCUCAAGAAAGUUUUCUAAGCAGCAUGCAGACGCAGUGACUAACCAGAUCCUUGUUAGACUUCUCUUCUAGAUACGCUAGACCGUUUUCUGUUUUUCCUUUUGUCUGUUUUUUGUAUUCUCUAUUGUUAUCUUUGCUGAACAUGUACUAAAUAGUAACAGUGUAGUUUAAAGUACAUGUUUAUAUAUUACUUACUGUUAUUGGCCAUAUGCUGGAGUGUUUGUUUACCAAUUGGAAGGUUACAAGACACAAAAGAUGCUUAAAACAUUGUGCCUGUGUUAUUGAGGUAUGUUUUUUUUCGACUAUCCUUACUUAAAAUAUAAAUAAUUUACUUUGCUGUUUAUUGACAUGAAGUGUGCACUGAUUGGGAAGGAAUUGCAGUUUUUUAAUUGUUGUUCCAGAGUAAUUGCUGCCUUUACAAGCAUUUCCUGUGGUUUUCCCACUUGCUGUUGGAUCCCAGUUGUGAUUUCCUGUAUCUUCAGAUGCAGAAGCAACAGGCCAUGCGGCUUCAGAUCCUUGUUUUCUGUUUGUCUCUGAAAUACCAGCUGUUUAAUUUUGCCAGGUCUAAUUCACUUUGGUUUUUCAAGUCCUGUAGAUUUCAAAAUGAAACGCCAGCACUGCCCAUCAUACUGACAAUUCCUUUGUCCUGUUUUACCGUUAGUAACAUAUCAUUGUACAUCUAGUUAAGUAAAGUUUGAUUGCUAUGGUUUCAAAUUUGAUGGAUGGAAAAUACAAUAUUUUAGAAAUGGAUUGGAGUAUAUUUUCUGAGCAGCAUAUAGUACAUCCUUAUUUUAUUAUUUUGUAUAUAUUUAAAUCCAGUUCAUUAGCCUGCGGCUGUCUUAAUAUUCUUGUAUUUUGAAAGUUUAAAAUAUAAGAUUAUCCAUCCAAGGGCAACACUGUGUGUUUUUGGUAUGGUAUGUGAUGAGUGUUAUUCUACAAAUUGAAGAGUGUAACUUUAGGGGUGAUUCUUUGCAGGCAGGUAAGAACAAAGUACCACACACUGCCCCUUCAGAUAGCAGAGAUGAAAACAGUUUAACAGAAAAGACUUAAACAUUACUUUUAUUCCUGCAAGGGUUGUGAGGUUAAAGCAGUACCAUUAUCCUGUGAUCUAACAGGUGCUUACUCCUUUAAAAGGUUAUUCUGUACUUUAGUGUUCAAGAAGCUCUUGCGAGUCUCAUUUAUGUCCUAAUUUCAUUUAUUUUGCAUAAAGCCCUGUAUUGUAAAUAGUAAACUGCA